Molecule: messenger RNA, 1119 nt
Organism: Scophthalmus maximus (turbot)
Lineage: Eukaryota; Metazoa; Chordata; Actinopteri; Pleuronectiformes; Scophthalmidae
Product: CD82 antigen
Exons: 8
Coding region: 171-1031 (286 amino acids)
Cellular component (GO): membrane
Source: RefSeq, a predicted model, not a curated record
UAAUGUUCAGAGACGAACAGGAAGUGACCUCUGCUCUCAGCUGUUCCUGAAAGGAGAAACUCUCACACAAACUGAAACUUUUGCAGGAGAACCGGUUCUGUGAAGAACUGGUUCUGUGACGGAACCAGAACCGAUGAGAACCUGCUGCUGGUCGUUGCCGACCGAGGAAGAUGAAGCUGGAGCUGAAGAUCCAGCUGCUCAGAUUCUGCUCGGUUCUUUUAAACGCCAUCUUCCUGGUUCUGGGUCUGAGUGUCAUCAGCUGUGGCAUCUGGGUUCUGUUUGACAAAGGAAGCUUCCUGACCAUCCUCUCGUCCGUGGAGUUGCGUACGGUGGCGAUGGGGCUGUUGAUGAUUGGAGGAGUAGUUACAGCAGUUAGUGUUGUUGGAUGUGUUGGAGCUGAUGGAGAGCACAGACUCCUUCUACUGAUCUACCUGGGCUUCCUCGUCAUCCUGGUGCUGGGUCAGCUGUUCGUCACACUGCUGCUGCUCCUCAACAGAAACAAGAUUGAACAGAGCCUGGACGCAGCAGUGGAUCAGAUCAUCUUGAUCUAUGACGGCAGCAGCUCUGACGACUCACUGAUGGACAACGUGCAGCAUCAUGGGAAGUGCUGUGGCAGGAUGGGGCCUGCCGAUUGGCUGAAGAACUCUCACAUCCUCAGUCUGAACCUGACUGGUCCACACAUUCUGCCCUGUUCCUGUUUCCGCUCGUUUCACGCCGGCGUGAACUCGUCCUGGUGCUACGAGCAGCUGAACGUCAUGCGGCCGCUGUACGGACCAGGAAACAGCUCAUAUGUUCAGGGCUGUAAACAGACGCUCAGUGAUUGGCUGCAGGAGAAUGCUGUGACCGUCGUCGCCAUGGUCGUUGGCCUCCUGCUUGUCCAGCUGGUACAGUUUGGGGUCAUGGUCGACCUUUAUCGUGCUUUUGGAAGAAAAUCAUCUUUGAAAAGAUCCAAACAGCUGCCUGGUCCUGGUCCUGGUCCUGGUCCUGGUCCUGGUCUAGGUCCUGGUCUUCUCCUUCAUAGACUAGAAUAAUACAUAUGAUACUGUUAUAAUCAUACUUUUAUCGGACAACUUUAAUUAAUGUGCAGAUUAAAUAAACAAGUGAUGAAUGAUGAUGUCA